GCACUCAUGUGCUGAACCCCACUGAGAAGAAAGCUCAGGAUUUCUGCUAGUAUGAUGGGCUUAGCAGUAUUUAACAUUGCCAAGAGUAGUUCCAACUGGGUUUCAGCUAGCAUCAGUAUAUGAAAGCUGGUUUUCCUUUUGAUAAGGCUUUCAGAUGUGACCAGAAAUUGUGGGUCCACAAAACAGAAAGAAAAGGGGGAGGGGAGGAGCACAACAAUGCUCACAGUAUAUUUUUAUACAUAUUUACAGAAGGAAGAUCUGUGCUAUCCAAACUUGACCUUUCCUCAUGGAUGAGUCAAACAUAACGUUUCAUCCCAGCGAAGGCACAGAGAACAUCUCAAUGCACAGAAACAUUUCUACACAGGAAAGGGUCUGGGAGAUAUUGACCCCACUUUGGGUAAUUAUGAUCAUCUCCUUCCUGGGUUUUUGUGAAAAUGGAAUUGUCCUCUGGUGCCUCUGCUUCCAGAUCAAAAGAAACCCAUUCACUGCGUACAUCACACACCUGUCCAUUGCUGAUAUCUCCUUACUGCUUUGUACCUUUGUUCUGUCAAUUGAGUACAUUGCUGGUUUUGGAUUUGCAUAUGGUUUUUACUAUUACAUAACCACCACACUAUCUAUUGUCUUCCUUCUUGGAUACAAUACUGGUCUCUAUCUCCUGACAGCCAUCAGUAUUGAGAGGUGUCUGUCUAUUGUUUACCCCAUCUGGUACCGAUGCCACCGGUCACAGCACCAAUCGGCAAUUGUGUGUGCAAUUCUGUGGACUCUCUCUUUUCUGAUGACAGUAGCUGAAUACCUAACAUGCAAAGAUGAUUCAACAAAGGAACAAUUCGACGAUGGCAACCACUGCCAAGCACUGCUCAUCUUCACAUGGAUCCUGACUUUCAUGAUCUUCAUUCCUCUAAUGAUUCUGUCCAGCCUCAUCCUAGUUAUCAGGAUUCAUCGUAACUCCCUGAGACCUCAUUCGUCAAAGCUCUACAUCAUCAUUGUGGCCACAGUCAUUGUCUUCCUCAUCUUCGCCAUGCCUAUGAGGCUGUUGUAUCUUCUGAAUUACCACCACUGGUCAUCUUUGCUCAGCCAGCAGAACCACGUCACCAUUGUUCUCUCCACCGUUAACAGUAGCAUCAACCCCCUUGUUUACUUCUUUGUAGGAAGCAGCAAGAAGAAGAGGUUCAAGGAGAGCCUCAAAGUGGUUCUUAGUAGAGCACUUGCUGAUGGGUUGCGGCCGAGAAGCCAGGAAGUUGGCAUGAGUUUGGAUAUAGCUGAAACAAUUUUCUAAUGCUUAGAGGGGAAACUUUAGGGACAAAUAAUUGGAUGUGGAAGGUUUAGAAAGCCACUACAAAAUUAAAAGUAUUUUUCUUCCAUAGAAUGUAAAAAGCAGUGGUGAAAUAGUACUGUUAUCUUUGGUGGCUGAGCAAUGGAAAAAUAUGGACUAGAAUAAAGAUAACUUCUAUUUGUAUUUUAAUUAUUCAAACACAUGCUACAUCCUGAUGUGACUAUGUCAGUCAAAGAUACCACAGUGGAAAAGAGACAGGCCAACAGAGAAUAUAUAAAAAGGACACAGGAAUAUGUUAUAAAUAGUGUGACAUUUAUACAAGCACCAAGCACCCAUAAAUGCUAUUGAAGUCAUCAGGGCCUGUGUGUAUACGCAUUUUUGAAAGUCAAACCCACUAAACACAGGAUUCAUGUUACAUACUGGGAUUUAGUUUUAAUGGUUUCCAGGUUGUCUAAGUGCGCAAAAGAGCUGCUCCCUGGGGGAAACAGAGGAAGAAAUCCACAUGUGGGAGUAAGUCCCCAUACAUACCCAAAAACAUACGGUGCAGCUUAGGUCUAUCAAGACCUUUAAGUAUAUAUUAAAUCAUCAAGUUCCUCUGUGGUUAAGGGGCUACAUUGUGAAAUCUCCAGCAACAUCAGCAUUUCUCUGGGUCCUUGGAUAAUUUGGUAACUUACACACAGGACUAGCUGGCAACAUAGGGAUGUUGUCAACUCACAGAAGGCUUUUGCCUUAAUUAUGAAGGGUGGGGCUGGCUCAUCCCCAAAAUGUCAGUGUUCCUGUAGGUUUAGUUAUUCAAGGAGUCUAUGAGAAAGUUAGUCCCAACACUUGCUGUCCCAGGCACUUACCUAGUAUUUAGCUGUUCUCUGGAGAAUAUGUACUCCCUGUGUGGUCUUGGUGUUUUGUAACAAUCAGUUUUGGAUAAACAUCAAAAAAGAAAGGUGCCUCACAAAAGGCAGGAGUGGGGCUACACCCCAGCCACACCAAUCCAGCUGACUGCCUCCUUCAGCUGUAUGCUAAGGUAUUGGCGUAGGUGUUCUGCGGAGUUUAAUUUCCAGGGCCACUUGCCCAACUGUAGCCAAGCUGCAGAGUACAGAGGAAGACAAUAGGAAGGAAGGGAUUGGG
This is a messenger RNA of Neopsephotus bourkii (Bourke's parrot), 2395 nucleotides long. RefSeq names its product MAS1 proto-oncogene, G protein-coupled receptor (gene MAS1). The transcript has a single exon. Gene Ontology annotation, cellular component: membrane. Lineage: Eukaryota; Metazoa; Chordata; Aves; Psittaciformes; Psittacidae. Gene Ontology annotation, molecular function: G protein-coupled receptor activity. Gene Ontology annotation, biological process: G protein-coupled receptor signaling pathway. The record is from RefSeq and is a predicted model, not a curated record. Bases 287 to 1276 code for a protein of 329 amino acids.